GUUCAUUGGCACGAGUGUAGAAUUUUUCAGUUCUUCUUCUUCCUCGCCGUUCGACUUUGCUCCUUCGACGAUAUUACCUUCCUGUUCUGUUGGAUCGGAAGUUACGACAUUUUUUUUGAUCUGAAGCAACAACGGGAGCUCGCUUGCUGUGAAGUAGGGAGUAAUGGCGACACCUGAGGAGAAUGGUUCACUUUUUCCCAUAUUCAUCCUCACUAUGAUGGCUCUUUCUGUAGUGCCCUACACAAUCGUUAGACUAUCCCGUUCUGUAACAAGAAAAACGAGGACCAUCCAUUGCCAAUGCUCUGUAUGUUCACGUUCUGGGAAGUAUAAAAGAUCCAUUUUAAAACGGAUCUCCAACUUCUCUACUUGCAGUAAUCUGACAAUUCUGCUACUCUGGGUGAUUAUGGUGAUUCUAGUUUAUUACAUCAAGCGUACAAGUCGCGAGAUCCAACCAUUUGAACCAUUUAGCAUUCUUGGGUUAGAACCAGGAGUGUCUGAUUCAGAAAUAAAGAAGGCAUAUAGAAAGCUCUCCAUUUUAUAUCACCCAGAUAAAAACCCUGAUCCAGAGGCCCACAAGUAUUUUGUAGAAUUUAUCUCCAAAGCAUACCAGGCUUUGACUGAUCCUAUAUCUCGUGAAAACUAUGAAAAGUAUGGUCACCCAGAUGGUAGGCAGGGGCUUGAAAUGGGGAUUGCAUUACCUAAAUUCCUGCUAAAUUUUGAUGGUGCAUCCGGCGGGAUACUUCUUCUUGGAAUUGUUGGAGUUUGCAUUCUUUUACCUCUUAUAAUAGCAGUGAUAUAUUUAUCAAGAUCUGCUAAGUAUACAGGGAAUUAUGUCAUGCAUCAAACUCUGUCAACGUACUUCUAUUUCAUGAAACCUUCAUUAGCUCCAAGCAAGGUCAUGGAUGUCUUCAUUAAGGCCGCAGAGUAUGUGGAAAUGCCUAUCCGUAGAAGUGAUACUGAACCUCUUCAGAAGUUAUUUGUGGCAGUUCGAAGCGAGUUGAAUUUGGACCUGAAGAAUAUCAAGACAGAGCAAGCUAAGUUCUGGAAACAACAUCCUGCGUUGGUUAAGAUGGAACUCUUGGUUCAAGCACAAUUGACACGUGAGUCAGCCAGUUUAUCUUCUUCUUUGUUUAGUGAUUUCAAGCGGAUGCUUGAACUUGCACCUCGUCUUCUCGAAGAACUUGUCAAGAUAGCUGUUCUACCCCGCACUCCUCUGGGGCAUGGAUGGUUAAGACCUGCGAUUGGGGUGGUUGAGCUUUCACAAAGUAUUGUUCAGGCUGUUCCACUCAGUGCGAGAAAAGCAGGUGGGGGGAAUUCGGAAGGAAUAGCUGCCUUCUUGCAACUCCCACAUUUCAGCGAGACAGUUUUCAAAAAAAUUGCCCGCAAGAAAGUGCGUACCUUUCAGGAUCUGCGAGACAUGGGUAUUCAGGAACGUCACGAGCUACUUAUUCAAGCUGCUGGAUUUUCAGAUGCAGAGGCACAUGAUACUGAGAUUGUGCUUGAAAUGAUGCCAUCCAUUACUCUGGAAGUCACUUGUGAGACAGAGGGAGAAGAGGGGAUUCAGGAAGGUGACCUUGUAACAAUGUAUGCUUGGAUCAAUCUCAGUAGGAGAAAUGGUCUAAUUGGAGCCCUUCCUCAUUCUCCUUAUUAUCCUUUCCAUAAGGAAGAGAAUUUUUGGCUUCUGCUUGCCGACCCAGUGUCAAACGAAGUUUGGGUUUCUCAGAAGGUGAACUUUAUGGAUGAGGCUGCAGCCAUUACAGCAGCCUCUAAGGCAAUUCAAGAAACGAAGGAAGCAUUGGGUGCAAGUGUCAGAGAUGUGAGUUCUGCUGUGAUAAAAGCUAUUGAGAAGGUGAAGAGUGGAUCAAGGCUAGUGAUGGGUAAAUUCCAGGCCCCGGCCGAAGGGACCUAUAAUCUAUCCUCUUACUGCUUAUGUGAUGCAUGGAUUGGAUGUGACACAAAGGCAAACUUGAAGAUCAAGGUCCUAAAACGAAGUCGGACGGGGACUAGAGGCCAUGCGGUCGAAGAAGGAUCAGUGGUUGAGGACGGCAUCGAGGAGGAUGAAGCAGAGGAGGAAGAGGGUUAUGAUGAUUAUGAGAGCGAGUACAGCGAUGAUGAGGAUGAUGAGAAGGAGCAAAAUAACAAAGCUGUAAAUGGUGUCUUGAAUGAGAAAGGCCAUACUACUAGUGAAUCUUCAGGUUCUGAUGAAGAAUAACUUCUUUUUUUUUUUAAUAAUUUCAUUAUGUAGUUCUGAGUUUUCCACAUUUUAAAGUAAAAAAACUGGUGAAGAUUUACCUUUCACACUAAUCAGGGAACAAAAAAAAAAAGGAUCAACCAUUGUAUGGUGCGAUGAUAGAAGGUUUGUAUGCUGAUUUGAUGAGCAUCAUAUGCCGAAUCUGUUCCCACUUUUGAGUAUAAACUGCAGUUAUAUAAAUUGUUGAACUAUUGGUUGCGGCAGAUUUCAUUCUUCGUUUUCUCUA
Messenger RNA from Dendrobium catenatum, 2477 nucleotides. RefSeq names its product dnaJ protein ERDJ2. The transcript has 11 exons. Bases 164 to 2212 code for a protein of 682 amino acids. The record is from RefSeq and is a predicted model, not a curated record. Gene Ontology annotation, molecular function: transmembrane protein transporter activity; RNA binding. Lineage: Eukaryota; Viridiplantae; Streptophyta; Magnoliopsida; Asparagales; Orchidaceae. Gene Ontology annotation, cellular component: Sec62/Sec63 complex. Gene Ontology annotation, biological process: SRP-dependent cotranslational protein targeting to membrane; post-translational protein targeting to endoplasmic reticulum membrane.